AUGGCGAAGGCCAUCGUCGCGGAGGCCAUGGCGCGGCAGGCGGUGUCAUUCGUCCUCGGCGCUGCCACGGCGCUCACCCUUGUCUUGCUCGUCCAGUACCGGGCACCGGCGGAGGGGCUGAGCCGCGCCUGGACGCACGGACAGAUUUCCGGCCGGAGAUCGUCGGACGAGCAGUACCACCGCCGCAACGAUACGGCUCAUACUGUUCAUCACGCGCCGUCGCUUGCGGUAGCAGGAGACGAUCAUGGCCUUCAUCAGGCUGACACCACACUGAAGGUCAAUUCUUCUUUUGCUACUGCUACUACUCAUGCUGCUGUCGUUCCUAGUGAUCUUCUUUCAAUUAAGCAGAGAGGCGCGGAGGAGGCGGAGGAGUUCCGGGGGCUGGCGGCGGCAGUGUCGCGAGCAGCGACGGACGACCGCACCGUGAUCAUCACGUGCGUGAACCAGGCCUGGGUGGCGCCAGGCUCGCUGCUGGACCUCUUCCUGGAGAGCUUCCGCAUCGGCGACGGCACGGCCCGGCUCCUGCCGCACGUCCUGGUGGUGACCAUGGACCCGGCCGCCCACGCGCGCUGCCUGGCCAUGCACCGCCACUGCUACCAGCACACCAUCCCGGGAAUCAACCCCGACUUCUUCGGCCCCGAAGAGUGGCUGGAUCUGGUGUGGAGCAAGCUGAAGCUCCAGCGCCGGAUCCUGGAGCUCGGCUACGGCUUCCUCUUCACCGACGUCGACGUGAUGUGGCUACGCGACCCGUUCAAGCACGUGACGGCCUACGCCGACAUGACCAUCUCCUCCGACAACUACUUCGGGGACCCCGACAACAUCGACAACCUGCCCAACACCGGCUUCUUCCACGUGAAGCCGAACCGGCGGACGAUCGCCAUGACGAAGCUGUGGCACGAGUCCAGGGGAAGCUACCCGGGCAUGAACGAGCAGCCGGUGUUCAACGCGAUCAAGGCGCGGCUGGUGGCGGAGCUCGGGGUCCGGCUGCGGUACCUGGACCCGGAGCACAUGGGUGGGUUCUGCAGCUACGGUAAGGAUCUGGGGAAGAUUGUGACCAUGCACGCGAACUGCUGUGUGGGGUUGAGCAAGAAGAUGAGGGAUCUGAGGGGGGUUCUGGAUGACUGGAGGAACUAUACCAUGUUGCCGUCCUGGGAGAAGCACCGGGCCAAGUGGACCGUGCCCGGCGCCUGCAUCAAGUGA
Molecule: messenger RNA, 1200 nt
Organism: Lolium rigidum
Lineage: Eukaryota; Viridiplantae; Streptophyta; Magnoliopsida; Poales; Poaceae
Exons: 2
Coding region: 1-1200 (399 amino acids)
Source: RefSeq, a predicted model, not a curated record